AUGUCCCGUUGUCUACUGUUGGUCGUGGCACUUUCGAUCGCCAUCGAAGCAGCGGGGCCAAGUUGGGGUGCAUGGGGUCUAUGGAGUCUAGAGUGCGCAUCAUGCCCCGGAGCCGUUUCACGUGGUCGCACAAGAGUUUGCAUUCCUGGUGACGAUUUGAGCACGUGCAGCGGAUCCCGUAUUGAGUUGGAGCAUUGCCAGAAUUGCACUGGUCAAUGGAGUGAAUGGGUAGAUGGAGAAGAAUGUUCGGACACAUGUGGUCACUGUGGUAGAACUACUAGAACUCGCCAAUGCGUCAACGCUGCGGGAUGUCCAGCACCCACCUGCGAAGGAGCUGAUAAUGAACUGAGUCCUACUCCUUGCGAUAGCGGUGAGGUGUGCUUGUUCCCGAGAGUGGCGUGCUGUGAAGGAGUAAAGGUUAGAGGCAUUGUUUUAUAG
Messenger RNA from Haemonchus placei, 438 nucleotides. The record is from the annotation of a GenBank genome assembly. Lineage: Eukaryota; Metazoa; Nematoda; Chromadorea; Rhabditida; Trichostrongylidae.